Nannospalax galili (Upper Galilee mountains blind mole rat) is the source of this 1433-nucleotide messenger RNA. It is a transcript of the gene Hand1, whose product is annotated as heart and neural crest derivatives expressed 1. Bases 125 to 772 code for a protein of 215 amino acids. Gene Ontology annotation, molecular function: protein dimerization activity; RNA polymerase II transcription regulatory region sequence-specific DNA binding; DNA-binding transcription factor activity, RNA polymerase II-specific. The record is from RefSeq and is a predicted model, not a curated record. NCBI's taxonomy places the organism in Eukaryota, Metazoa, Chordata, Mammalia, Rodentia, Spalacidae. The transcript is spliced from 2 exons. Gene Ontology annotation, biological process: regulation of transcription by RNA polymerase II; heart development.
UUGUUUAGGACGCCCCCAAAGCCCAGUGGGUGUGAGGCCUGGGAGCCCGCCGGUGGCCCCGGUCAGUGGGGCGCAUGGGGCGGCGCUAAACGGGCUGGCAGCGCAGGCCAGGAGCCUCUCCAACAUGAACCUCGUGGGCAGCUACGCACACCAUCACCACCAUCACCACCCACACCCCGCGCAUCCCAUGCUCCACGAACCCUUCCUGUUCGGUCCGGCCUCCCGCUGCCACCAGGAGCGCCCCUACUUCCAGAGCUGGCUGCUGAGCCCGGCUGAGGCUGCCCCAGAUUUCCCUGCUGGCGGGCCACCACCCACAGCCGCUGUGGCAGCAGCCGCCUACGGUCCCGACACCAGGCCGGGUCAGAGUCCCGGGCGGCUGGAGACGCUCGGCGGCCGCCUGCCCAGGCGGAAGGGCUCAGGACCCAAGAAGGAGCGGAGACGCACGGAGAGCAUCAACAGCGCGUUCGCAGAGCUGCGCGAGUGCAUCCCCAACGUGCCUGCCGACACGAAGCUCUCCAAGAUCAAGACUCUGCGCCUGGCCACCAGCUACAUCGCCUAUUUGAUGGACGUGCUGGCCAAGGAUGCGCAAGCUGGGGACCCCGAGGCCUUCAAAGCUGAACUGAAAAAGGCGGAUGGCGGCCGGGAGAGCAGGCGGAAAAGGGAGUUGCCGCAACACGAAGGCUUUCCUCCGGCCCUGGGGCCAGGCGAGAAGAGGAUUAAAGGGCGCACCGGCUGGCCGCAGCAAGUGUGGGCGCUGGAGCUCAAUCAGUGAGCCGAGGCCGGCGUCGAGGACCUGGCCCGGGCUGGGCCACCUGGCAGCCCCGGAGGAGAGGAACACAGCGCCAAGGCCAGGCUCGGGUUCCCGCCGAGUGCGCGCGUCUGCCCCGCCUCUGCUGAGCGCCGGGUCAGCGGCUGCUGCAACCACACACUAGGAUCGCACGUGCAAUGUCUUUCGAAUUUGUUUUUAAUGCAGUAUGAGAAAGAGAAAUUUAUAUAUAUACCCACCUCCUCUCACGGGGGCGACUCUUGGAGGCUCAACGCAGGAAAGAGGGAGGAACUGCAGAAAUCCAGGCGCCCAAAGACGCACCCUUCUCACCGUCUGGGGGGCAGAUGGAACCCCAAGGCCGGGUCCUAGUCAGUCUCUGGCUUGCUCUCUCGUCCCCCCUCUCAGCUUUACGCCUUCUCCUGGAGUGAAAAUGCAGUAAGAACAAUGGGCAGUUUCCUGCCAGGUGGACGGAAGCUGCCCGGUGCCGUCUUAGAACCGGCAGUGUUUUGUUUUGUUCUUUGUGAUUCUAUCCUUCCCACCUAGAGCCAAGGCGUAGCUUCCGCCAGAAACAUCGCUGGUUUCCAAGGGAAACACCUCCCUUCCCUUCCUUCUCCUUCCUUUCCUUUUGUCCCUUCUUCCUUCCUCUCCUUCCCCUUCCCCUUCCCCC